GAUGAUGUGAUGAUGUGGUUCGGUAAGGUUGAUACUAUAUAAUGUUGAAAGUUUAUAAUAUAUAUAGAGAGGGCAAGUUAAGUCAAGUCGAGAUAAUUUGUAUUAUUGUUAUUGUGAUUGUUAUUGUUGGUGAGAUAUCGAAUAUCGAAUAUCGAAUCUACAUCUCUGUCCAUCUAUUCAUAUAUUUGAUCAAGGACAGAAGAUCGAGUCAACGAGAAAAGAAACCAGCACUCGUCGAAAAAAUGACACAGCAGCAACCUCUUAUGACGCAUGGCGUGCCGGGGCCGGAAGUAAGUGCGAAGGAUAAGAUACUCGAGACGGGAGCAGGCCUCACGCAGGACUUCGCGCCGAUCAAAAAGAUUUGUGCGCAUUUGAAUGCGUUUCAUGUUUAUGUGGGAGAGGGGGAGGGGGAGGGGGUGAAUAGGAGGAGUGUUGAGGCGAAUCAUUAUUGUACGCAUUUGAGUGGGGAUGUUCGUCAAUGUCUCAUCUACGAUGCCCCAACAAGUCCUGCAAGAUUGAUUGGAGUCGAGUAUAUGAUCACCAGGAGAUUGUAUGAGAAAUUAGAUGAGGAGGAGAGGAAACUUUGGCAUUCGCAUGAUUAUGAGGUGAAAUCCGGAAUGUUAAUUCUCCCUAACCCCACAGUUCCAGAUGCAGUCUGGACAGUAGCAGAAACGGAAGAAAUGAAAGAGGUCAUUGGGUUGUAUGGGAAAACAUUCCAUUUCUGGCAGACGGAUAGGGGGGAUGAGUUACCGCUUGGAAUGCCGGUUUUGAUGGGGAGUUUUACGAGGGAUGAUCAGGUACCAUGGGAUAAAGUUAAAGAAAGAGAUGAGAGAUUCGGUGUUGAUACGGAGAAGAAAAGGGAAGCGAGAAAGGGGAUUGAGAGUGUGGAUAUUCAUGAGGAUGCUGAUCAGGUUUGGAAGAAGAAAUAAGGAUUGCGUGGUCAGAGAGAGGAAUGGAUUUGUUCUAUAUGGGUAUUUGAGACGAUGAUGUUGUGUUUGUUUUGUUGUUGGUUGAAAAAUCUAUGGCUCUGGAUGAGUGCUUGAUUUGAGGGUGGAUGGGAUAAAUACUUAUUAUUAUAUUCUAUCUCUACUUAGCACUAAUCAGGAAAUGAAUACUAUCA
Molecule: messenger RNA, 1120 nt
Organism: Botrytis cinerea B05.10
Lineage: Eukaryota; Fungi; Ascomycota; Leotiomycetes; Helotiales; Sclerotiniaceae
Exons: 5
Coding region: 243-929 (228 amino acids)
Source: RefSeq, a predicted model, not a curated record